AUGGCAACCGAAGAAGGCCCGUCAACAACUUACCACCGAAGACGCUACCAGCAACAGGCCUUCGCCGGGGCCGUCAAGCUCUCGAGGGCCGACUCUCGAUGGGGCCACUCAAGUAAUCAGCGGGUCAACACUGGCCCUCAACAGAUCGAACGGCUCACCCGUGAGGUGCUCGCGCACACGGACGACGUCUCGAAGUUGAAGUCGAGCACUGGCAGCCGCCAAUACUUCGCAAGGACGGGCAGGCUGACCAUCGGUUAUGAGCCUGCUGCUCCCACUCGGAUGGACGUCACCGGCGGCAUCAACUACCACACCGUCACGGUCCUCAAGGCUCUGCUGCGACGAUCCACCGCCGUCCACCGCCGUCUCAGAGCAUUCAAACUGAUCCCUAACGCUCUCCGGUACUCAUUUGUCGUCGCUAGGAUUGACGUGGGGAACUCGAGGACGAAGGAGCGCGCCACUGAGCUUGUCGUCAAUGCGGUCAAUGGUCAAUGGCUUCCGCGCUCUCGAACCGGUACACACAUGUUCAUCCCGCGCUACGUAGCCGGCCAGCCAAAGCAUUACAGCGCCGAAGAACUUGUAGGCGAAGUGCUGGACAUUCUACAGAAACAACACGGCAUCAAGCGCGAGGGAAGAGGACCUUUGGAUCCGGACAAACCUAGCUCGGUGGGCAAGACCGCUCCAAACCGCUCCCCUACAAUAAUCCCCACCCGGAUUCCCACCUCCGUCGAUAACUCGCUUCAGAACCUGCACACGACUCACCUCGACAGCCCCCUCCCGCACUCGACACUCUCGCGCCUGGCCGACACCAACACGGGCACCAUGUGCAGGGUUGGGACGAGCAACACGUACGAAGUGCGCGUGCUCGAGCAGCUCGAGCGGAAGAUCGGACGCUGCGUGCAAUUCGUGCAGAACCAGUAG
This is a messenger RNA of Fomitopsis serialis, 918 nucleotides long. RefSeq lists its product as uncharacterized. The transcript has 6 exons. Lineage: Eukaryota; Fungi; Basidiomycota; Agaricomycetes; Polyporales; Fomitopsidaceae. Bases 1 to 918 code for a protein of 305 amino acids. The record is from RefSeq and is a predicted model, not a curated record.